This is a messenger RNA of Pocillopora verrucosa, 847 nucleotides long. The record is from RefSeq and is a predicted model, not a curated record. NCBI's taxonomy places the organism in Eukaryota, Metazoa, Cnidaria, Anthozoa, Scleractinia, Pocilloporidae.
UGAGGGCGGAAGGAAUCUUUAACAGCCUUUUAUUUAGUCAAAUUGACUCCAACUUCGAAAACUGCGGCAGACUGAAAUAAUUAUUUCAAUUCAUGAUAGUGACUACGUGCCUCGCACUAGACAAAACAUAAACAUACUUGAACUUGAACUUUGAAGUGAUAGUGUAAGGUAUUGAUAGACAGAAGACACGUACAAUAUAUAUCUUGUCAACUUUUCUCUCAGUUCCUCGGAAAUGAACGCAAAUAAUCUUGCACAGCUUCAUAAGUAUGAACCACCUAAGUGGGCUUCAUCCCUGAAGAACAUUCCAAAGUAUUUCCUCAAGCUUGCUCAACGUAACACUCCAAUCCAUCCAUGGAAUAUUCCCAAUGCCCCAAAGGAGUUUUCAAUAUCCAUCAAAAGGGAUGACCUUACCGGAUGUGCUCUGUCUGGAAAUAAGGUUCGUAAAUUGGAGUUUGUCUUGGCUGAUGCUUUAGAGAAGAAGUGUGACACAGUUAUAACAUGUGGUGGUCUCCCUUCCAAUCAUUGUAGGACUACUGCAGUUGCAGCAAAACAACUUGGUUUGAAUUGUUACUUGCUGCUAAGAAGUUCUGAUCAGGAGACAGUCAAUGUUGGAUGUAAAGGGAAUCUUCUUUUAAGUAGGAUGGCUGGAAGUAAUAUUAUUCUUGUUCCAAAGUUGAAAUAUAAGGCUGGCCUUCAACCAAUGAUGGAGAAAAUGGCAGAAAAAUUGUAUAAUGUGGCUGGUGUACCCAAGGGAUUGGGAGUUUUUGUAUCCCAGUCCCACCUGGGAUUGUGAUUAACAUAUAACUUCUCCUUAUAAUAUCCAUAUCUUAUCCAGCAAACAGAUAAU